Molecule: messenger RNA, 2486 nt
Organism: Thrips palmi
Lineage: Eukaryota; Metazoa; Arthropoda; Insecta; Thysanoptera; Thripidae
Gene: Mlh1
Product: DNA mismatch repair protein Mlh1
Exons: 13
Coding region: 134-2197 (687 amino acids)
Biological process (GO): mismatch repair
Cellular component (GO): MutLalpha complex
Molecular function (GO): ATP hydrolysis activity; mismatched DNA binding; ATP binding
Source: RefSeq, a predicted model, not a curated record
AUGAGAAUUAUUUCAGUCAAACCUCCCGCCCGAUUUCGGAUUAUAAACAAAGCCGUGUGUGGUCUGUUAUUUGUUUUUCUGUAUCUGACAGAAAAGUGAUUUGCUAACUAGAAGUCAGAAGCAUAUAGUCGUGAUGGACUCUGUUCCUGUCAUUCGGAAAUUAGAUGAAGUUGUUAUAAAUCGAAUCGCUGCUGGAGAGGUUAUUCAGCGACCAGCCAAUGCCUUGAAGGAGAUGAUAGAAAACAGCUUGGAUGCCAAAUCUUCCAAUAUACAAGUGACAGUGAAAAACGGAGGCUUGAAACUUUUGCAGAUUCAAGACAAUGGUACCGGUAUCAGGCGCGACGAUCUAGAAAUAGUGUGUGAACGUUUCACAACAAGCAAGCUUACUAAAUUUGAUGAUUUGAGUAGUAUAUCAACAUACGGUUUUCGAGGAGAAGCGUUGUCCAGCAUAAGUCAUGUUGCCCAUCUCACUAUAACUACAAAAACUGCUAAUGAAAAAUGCGCUUACAAAGCAAGUUAUAUUGAUGGAAAAUUGAAAGGACCCCCUAAGCCCUGUGCUGGUACUCAAGGCACACAAAUUGCUGUGGAGGAUUUGUUCUACAAUGUUUCAACCAGAAGAAAAGCUUUGAAAAGCCCAGGAGAGGAGCAUUCUCGAAUUGCUGAUGUUGUCAGCCGCUAUGCAAUUCACAACUCCAAAGUUGGCUUUUCUCUGAAAAAGCAGGGUGAAACUCUGUCUGAUAUCCGCACUCUACCUAAUUCAACAGUUGUUGACAAUGUAAGGACCAUUUAUGGAAAUUCUAUUGCUAGGGAGCUUUUAGAAGUUUCUUCAGAAGAUGAAGUAUUAAAAUUCAAACUUCAAGGGUAUGUCACAAAUGUUAACUACUCAACUAAAAAAAUGGUCUUUCUCCUAUUUAUAAAUCAUCGUCUUGUUGAAUCAACUGCACUUAAGAAAACCCUGGAGCAAGUUUAUUCUGUUUACCUACCCAAAAACAGCCAUCCUUGGGUCUAUCUCAGCCUGGAGCUAGAUCCUCGAAAUGUUGAUGUUAAUGUUCAUCCCACCAAACAUGAAGUUCAUUUCUUACAUGAAGACAAAGUAGUAGAUCGUAUCAAAGCCGCCCUUGAAGAGAAACUCCUCGGAUGCAACACAUCUAGAGUCUUUUAUACUCAGGCCCGUCUUCCCGAUUCCAAUCCUACCUCUGCAUCACAGAAUGAGCAAUCCUCAUCAAAUGCACCCUCUGUUCUUCCUCAACACUUGGUGCGGACUGAUAGUUCUGCUCAAAAGCUAGAUAAGUUUUUUAAAAUUGAAACCAGCUCUGGUGAUGUAAAAAAAACAUGUCCUGGAUCCUCAAGUACUGACCAAAAUAUCACAGAAGAGAAUUCAGCCGAGUCAGUGUCAAAUUCAUCUGAAAACGAAAGACGAGAUAUUCAGCUUACCAGUGUUCUUCUUCUAAGGAAACAGAUUGAGUCAUCUGGUCACAAAGCCUUGUGUGACAUUUUCAGCAAAUUUACUUUUGUGGGAUGCAUCAAUCCCUCUCUUGCUUUAAUUCAGCAUGAGACUGUGCUUUAUUUGUGUGAUACAGCAGCUAUAUGUGAAGAACUCUUCUACCAAUUAAUGCUGUAUGAUUUUGGAAAUGUUGGUCUGUUGCGCUUCACUAGUGUUCUUUCUAUCUAUGAGUUGGCUAUAAUUGCUUUGGACUCUGAAGAGGCUGGAUGGACAGAAGCUGAUGGUUCCAAGGAUGAGCUUGCACAAACAGUAAAGGAUUUACUGUCAAGCAAAGCUGAAAUGCUUGAGGAUUACUUCUCCAUGGGAAUCGAUUCGGAUGGAAACCUUACUUCCAUUCCACUUUUACUAGAUAAUUUCAGUCCUCCAGCAGAAGGCCUUCCCAUGUUUGUUCUGAGAUUGGCCACAGAAGUGGAUUGGGAAACGGAAAAGGAGUGCUUGGACGGUGUGUGCCGAGAAAUAGCACGGUUUUACGCUCGCAUUUCUUCAGAUGCAGUAGCUUGUUCUAGCCUCACUCCUGAUUCUCUUGAUCAUCCAGAGCCUGAAGAAGGGCAAGACUGGAAGUGGGUAAUAGAACAUGCAAUUUAUGCAGCCCUGAGGAAAAAUUUCUUGCCUCCAAAAAUUUUUGCAGAAGAUGCUACUGUUCUUCAAAUAGCAAAAUUACCUGAUUUGUAUAAAGUGUUUGAAAGGUGUUAACACUUUCUGAUAGAACUAUAAUGUAAAUAGUGCAGUUGGGCAUGUAAAGGUUGCCAGUAAUAAUUGUGUCUUCAUUCAUUCAAGUGUCAACUCUUAAUGACUAAUUUUUUAAACAAAGUUUUAAUUGGUUUGCAAAACAUGCAACUGCAUAAGAAUUACGAGCAUAAAAGGCAAAAAUUAACUGUUCAAAGGAGACUCUGUAUCAUGUGUUUUAGACUAUAAUUUAUUUUACACAGCUUGCAAGAUGAUUUGCACCUCAGGCAAAUAAAAUCAGUUUAUGGGAACGUCA